GCGCAAGAGUUAAGCUGAUGUUGCUAGGUGUGGUUCUGUGUAUAAAUACUUACAGCUGAAACUUUUCUUCUACUCGCUGGCUGUGUGUGCAUUCGGUCUUGGUGUCAACAUGUCCUUCAUCAGUGCUUUUCUCGAGCAGCUUGCCUAUCAGGGCAUGCAAGAAAACACAAACACAGUACAAGACAUCACAGAGGGGCAGGGGACAGUGAAGCCCUUUGCUCAGUUUAAUGCGGCUGCAGAUGCAGGUGUCCUGGACAAAGCUAUCAAGGCAAAAGGUGUGGAUGAGCCCACAAUCAUCAGUACACUGGUCCACAGAAGCAAUGCCCAGCGCCAGCAAAUUAAGGCUGCUUACCAGCAAGCGACUGGCAAGCCUCUAGAUGUAGCCCUGAAAGCUGCCCUUAAUGGUGAGCUGGAAGAUGUGGUUCUGAGCCUGUUGAUGCCUCCUGCUCAGUAUGAUGCCUCUCUGCUCAAAAAUGCCAUGAAGGGUUUGGGCACAGAUGAAGAGACGCUUGUCGAGAUUCUGGCCUCUAGGACCAAUAAAGAGAUCCGAGAGAUUAAACAAGUUUUCAAACAAGAUUAUAAAAAGGAUCUAGAGGCGGCGAUCAAGUCUGAGACAAGUGGAGACUUCAGGAAUGCCCUACUUGCUCUCUGCAAGGCUGUCAGAAGUGAAGACAAGGUUGUGCAAGAUGACCUUGCUGACAAAGAUGCCAGGGCCUUGUAUGAGGCAGGAGAGAAAAGAAAAGGCACAGACUGCGCUGUGUUCAUUGACAUCCUCACUACACGGAACGCUCCUCAGCUGAGGAAAAUUUUUCAGCAGUACGCCAAGUACAGUAAAGUGGAUGUUGCAAAAGCCCUUGAUCUGGAGUUGAAGGGUGAUAUUGAGACCUGCUUGACUGCUGUUGUAAAAUGUGCUGGAAACAAAUCUGCAUUCUUUGCUGAUAAACUGAAUAAAGCAAUGAAGGGCUCUGGUUACAAAGGCAAUAUCUUGACCAGAAUAUUGGUGAGCCGCUCUGAGAUUGACUUGGCCAAAAUCAAGCAAGAGUAUCAGAAUAAGUUUGGCAAGAGUCUCUACCAGGACAUCCAGGAUGACACCAAAGGAGAUUAUGAGGCGAUCCUGCUAGCCUUGUGUGGCAAUUAAUUGGUGCCAACAAUGAAUGUGUACAAAUGAAGACCCACCAGCUAUCAAUAUAUGAAUUAUACACCCCAUACAGUAUAACAACCAUAUUGGAUUAAAAAAUGUUUUUGAGAAAUAAAAACUUUUCUUAAUGUA
This is a messenger RNA of Rhinichthys klamathensis goyatoka, 1270 nucleotides long. RefSeq names its product annexin A1a (gene anxa1a). Gene Ontology annotation, cellular component: plasma membrane; cytoplasm. Bases 110 to 1138 code for a protein of 342 amino acids. Gene Ontology annotation, biological process: positive regulation of cell migration involved in sprouting angiogenesis; positive regulation of T cell proliferation; inflammatory response. The record is from RefSeq and is a predicted model, not a curated record. Gene Ontology annotation, molecular function: phospholipase A2 inhibitor activity; cadherin binding involved in cell-cell adhesion; calcium ion binding. NCBI's taxonomy places the organism in Eukaryota, Metazoa, Chordata, Actinopteri, Cypriniformes, Leuciscidae. The transcript has 13 exons.